Molecule: messenger RNA, 2510 nt
Organism: Paramecium octaurelia
Lineage: Eukaryota; Ciliophora; Oligohymenophorea; Peniculida; Parameciidae
Source: the annotation of a GenBank genome assembly
AUGCAAAACAGAAUUUCUAAUACUAAUCAAAAUUAUAAAGUAUUUGCAAGGGUUAGACCGAUUGAUUAUUAAUAGAAGAUGGUUGACUUCACUAAUGAGAGCAUUUCAAUAAGAGUACAGAGCUAUUUUAUUUAAGGAUCCAACAAACAAAAAUGCAGAAAGCAAAAUGGUUUCAUUCUCUUCAGUGUGCACUACUUAGGAACAUGUGUUCAGAGUGAUUGAGCCUAUGUUACAGAAACUGAUAGAGGGUCACAAUUCUUGUAUUUUGAGUUAUGGAUAGACUGGAAGUGGGAAGAGCUACACAUUAUUCGGCUAAGAAGGAGAGGAAUAUAAACCUGACAAGAGGGGCAUUGUAACAGGAGCCAUCGAUUAUCUUCUUUCUAAGGCGUAAGAAUUUGAGGAGAUCCGAGAAUUCGAGAUUACUGCUACGAUGGCUGAACUAUUCUUGGAUUAGGUGCGGGACUUAGGUAAGGCAUACAAAUAACGUGAUUCUGGGAAUAUGAAUCAAAAAAUUUAGAAUUAUGAAAAUGAAAAUCUAACCAUAUACGAAAACUCAGAUGGAUAGUUAAUGAUUAAAGAUAUCUCAUAGAUAACAAUAAGAUCUGCUAAAGAAUUGAUAGACAUGAUAUAAAUGGGUUUUCAAAUGAGAGAGAAACUAGAAUAGUAAAGUAAAUCAUUUGGAUAGAAGUGUCACACAGUUAUCACCUUGAAACUGGUUUAAAAGGAUAAGGAGAACUCGAAUCUACCAUUUAUGAAUGCACUCAUAUAGUUUGUUGAUUUGGCAGGAUCUGAAAGAAUAGCCAAAAGUUUGACAUAAGAAGGAUAGUUCUAGGAGGCAAUAUUGAUUAAUUAAAGCUUGACUGCCUUAUCGAAAUGUUUGACUGCUAUAUCCCAGAUGAAUUCUAAAAAUAUUCCAUAUCGAGAUUCCAAGUUGACGAAAAUCUUAUAAAAUUGUCUAAAUAGUUAAAGUUAGGUUGCAUUAAUGGUGCAUAUCAACCCAAAUGAAAAUAAUUUUGAAGAAUGUUUGUCAGCUUUACAAUAUGCAGAAAGGACCAAAGGAAUAACAGCGUCGCAGCAGAUUGAUGAUAAUUCGAAUUAGCCAGGUCCUUUCCCUGGGUAGGAUAAGUUGAUUAAGAAAUUGUAAGAUGAAAAUACUGAAUUGAAAGCGAAGGUAGAUUUCCUUUAGAAGGAACAUAGAUAGAAACUAUCCGAAAUCUAAACUUUAUUAGGAAUUGACGUAGAUUUAGAGGUACUCUUUUCUAGAAUGGGUGCUUAAGAAUUAUAGAAAUACAAAAUUCAGAAGGAUGCUAUGCUGAAAGUAGAGACUCUUUAGAAUUAUGUAAAAGAGGCAGAUCACAUGAUUGAGAAGCUGUAGAAGGAGAAAGAACUGAUGAAAAAGGAAGAAAGUAUUAAAUUGGAGAGACAAUAAUGCAAGAACAUACAAUAAAAGGAUGAAAUCAAAAAGUUGAAGGAACAGUAGGCUGAAAGGAAACAACAACUAGAACAAAUUGAAUAAGAAAAAAACGAUAAGAUAUUAGAUACUGUGAAAAAAUAAUUAAAAGAACAUCAGCAAGUGAUUGAGAAGAAGGUGAAUGUUAUUGUAAAUUUACCUUAAAACAUUUAAACAAAGACUUAGGAGGUGUAAAAGCAUGAAGACAUUAAAAGAAUGGUAAAACUUGAAUUAGAAAAAGAGUAUGCAUUCUAUUCUAAAUUAGGUAUAAAUAACAAAUGGAUAAUUUAAAGGCUGAGUAUAACAAAUUUUUGUAGGACAGUACAAGUUAAUACGAGAAAUACUUAGAAAAGAAAAAUGAAGAGAUAGAGAACUUUAUUCACUAAUUUAAAAAAUAUCAAGAAAAAAAGAAGUAAUCAUUCUGAAUUUAUUGUUAUAGAAUGUAAAUAAAGGACUUGAAGGUUGAAUUAUUUGAGUUAUACGAUGUUGUUAUGAAAACAUUUAGAGUUAUUGAGAAAAUUGAAAAUGGUGCUUAUAGUUCUGGAAUCAGGUCAUUUAAUAUUCCAUCUAUGGAUAAACCUCACAUUCCUACUAGAAACAAAUUCAAAAAGUAAAUUAUAAAAUGAUUCCUAAGUCUCUUUAAGUACCUUGAUUAAAGAAGUCUUAAAAAUACUAAAUUAGAUGCAAUCAAAGAAAGGGUGGCUCCGAAACCUUUACAUAUGUCAUAACUUCUCGAAAGUACCAAUAUCAAAAUGAAUCUUACAAAAAUGCCAGAACCUACUGUCAGGUAAUUUGCUAGCGUGAUAAGCGAUGAAUUAGUCUCAGUUUUAGCAAGGGAGAAAGAAUUGUAGAGAAGAGUAACUGAAUUAGAGUUUCUGCAAUCAAGCAAUGAUCUGAAUACGUUAAUCAAAGAACGAGAUGAAUAUAAAUAACUUUACCUAUAAGAAGUCAAAAAAAUAAAUUAAUCAAAAAGAAUAAUCUCUAGCAAAUUUGAAUCUCAACCAAAUCUUUUAAUUAGACCCUUAACUCAGCAGCAUUCACGAUACAGGUUAUGAUUUAC